AUGUCAGGAGGGAACAGCAAUAUCACGGUCGCUAUUCCAGGAGAACCCAACUGGGGAGUGUGGUGGCUGAAUGGGCUCGACAACUUCCAACUGGACAUCGUCGGAUUCCUGGCGGUGCUCGGCGAGGGAUCGGUCCAAGCAAAUGCGCAGGUCUCGGCGUUGUCCAGGCUUUUCUAUCUGCCGCGCAUCUUACCAGCCCCGCAAGCUCUGCUCUACACGACGCGCCCAACGGUCUUGCCAGCAACGCCUGCCACGGUAAGUGGCGUAGAGUCUGGUAAUGUCAAAGACAAUGUGCAGCACAUUGCUGGUAUAUUGCUUGGAAAGAAGAUGGAUCGUCACACGGUCCGCUGCGUUGAAGUGAAGAAGACAGAUGACCGCAGGGAGCAGAAAUGGACCGACGUCUUCUUCCGCGGCCAGCCCAAACGAACCCCAAGCCAAGAGGCCAACAAAGAGCACGAAGACUCGGAUGAGCCUGAUUCAAGCAAAGCAGCCAUCAACGAAGAGAAGAUACGCCCGCCGCUUGUAAAAGCAAAAGCUUUGGGACCCAUGACCUGGGUGACCCUCAUUGGAUUCUCAGAAGCAAUCGUCUUGCUCAUCGCCUCAAUAGUAUUCGGAGACGGGAUGUCCAUCGUUGCAACCAUCCUGCUGUCAGGUCUUUCGACCGUAAUCGGCGCCAUCAACAAAUGGAACCUGGAACUAACACAGCGCCCGAAAGGAGAAACACCACGCGGCGAUACCGUCAUAAGAUAUCCGAAUGGUAGCUUCCUCGUUGUCAGAUGUACAGAGGAGAUCGCCAGAGAACUUUACUUUGCGCCGGAAAAGAUAGAUUACACUCUGGAGAACGACUGGUACCACCGGGCAUUGGCACUACUUGGCACAUUGAUGCUCAUGGGCGGAAUUGUCUGCCUCGCCAAUGCAAAACUGCAACUACAACUAGCCUGGCUCGGGGCAUACGUGAUCAUGAACAUUGCACAUUGGUUUGCAGCUGCACUUCCGCAAGAGUGGCACUGGGAUCUGUCCUGCUACGAGGUUCAAGAACACGGCAUCGAAGGCGGGACAACGAACGAGACGUUCACGGAGGCUCUUUGGAAAGCUAUCGCUCUAACAAAGACGGCUCAGUGGGUCCCAGGCAAUUGGCCUACAAGUGAAGGGACCGACACCUGGAAGCAGUGGGUCCGCGAUGCUGGGGCGAAAGCCAAAGAGACUCAACGUCGAGUUGGAUUCUUCACGGAAUACGACUUCGCGUGGAAAGUGCCCAACCGCUUCGAGGUCGAGAUCUGGAAGAUUCCAGACUGGAAUCCAGGGCAAGCAUGGAAAGAUCUGCAUAAAAAUGGUUCUGUUGUAAUGGAACAGGCAGUGUAG
This is a messenger RNA of Fulvia fulva, 1362 nucleotides long. RefSeq lists its product as uncharacterized. Bases 1 to 1362 code for a protein of 453 amino acids. The record is from RefSeq and is a predicted model, not a curated record. NCBI's taxonomy places the organism in Eukaryota, Fungi, Ascomycota, Dothideomycetes, Mycosphaerellales, Mycosphaerellaceae. The transcript has 3 exons.